UUCCCGGGUCAUAAAUGGCUGAUUGAUGAGCAUGUUCAACAGUUACCAUAAGCAGCAAUUUGUUGCAAGUACAAACGCGUUUUACUUGAUCUGAUAACAGCUUCUCUGAGGCAGUUUCCUGGCAGCUUUCUUUCUUACUAGAUCCAAAGUUGUAACUUUGCUCAAUUAAUUCACGUCCUCUUCAAUAUAUUCCCUCAUUUAUAACCAGGGGAGUAUCAGAAACAACAAACAGAGCUUCUGAUUCUUUUUGUAACUCUUUUUUUUUUAAUUCUUCUGGGUUCGUUGAAUUCAGCAUGAAACCUUCCGACAUGUUGCUGCUUUUCUGUCUUUCUCUUUCGUUGGUGUGUGGAGAUGUAGCCAUGGCAGCAUCAUCUUCAAGCACGGAGAGGCAGAUUAGUCAGACACCGACAUGGGCUGUUGCUAUUGUUUGCGCUGUUAUCAUCAUCAUUUCUUAUUGCCUGGAAAAAGUUCUUCACAAACUUGGAACAGUUCUUACAGAGAAGCGCAAGGUGGCUCUGUUUGAAGCCCUUGAUAAGGUCAAAGCUGAGUUGAUGGUAAUGGGAUUCAUUUCACUCAUACUCACUUUUGGGCAGAAGUACAUUGUUAAGAUAUGUAUUCCUUACAAGGUUGCAGACUCUAUGCUGCCUUGCAAAGCAGAUAAUAUGAAUGAUGGAGAGUCAAGCGGCGGAUCAGAAAAUCGUAGAAGACUCUUGUGGUAUGAACAUAGAUACUUAGCUUCUUCAGGUACAACUGAGCCUGCAUGCAAGUCGGGGUAUGAACCACUUAUAUCAUCAGAAGCAUUACACCAAUUACACAUCCUCAUAUUCUUUUUAGCAGUCUUUCAUGUGGUAUACAGUGCUGUUACCAUGUUUCUUGGGAGGCUAAAGAUUCGCAGCUGGAAGAAGUGGGAGCAGGAGACUUCAACCCAUGACUAUGAGUUCUCAAAUGAUCCUUCAAGGUUCAGACUUACUCAUCAGACAUCAUUUGUUAGAGCACACACCAGUUUCUGGACUAAGCUUCCUAUCAUCUUUUAUAUCGGAUGCUUUUUUCGACAAUUUUUUAGGUCUGUUAGUAGGUCUGACUAUUUGACGUUGCGCAAUGGAUUUAUCAGUGUUCAUUUGGCUCCUGGAUGCAAAUUUAACUUCCAAAAAUAUAUUAAACGAUCAUUAGAGGAUGACUUCAAGGUAGUGGUGGGAGUAAGUCCUAUCUUGUGGGCAUCAUUUGUGAUUUACUUGCUUGUAAAUGUUAAUGGAUGGCAAGCGUUGUUUUGGGCAUCCUUGAUCCCUUUGCUUAUAAUCUUAGCUAUUGGAAUGGAGCUUCAAUCUGUUUUGACGAAGAUGGCUCUUGAAAUUACAGAAAGACAUGUGGUGGUGCAAGGGAUGCCUCUUGUACAAGGCUCCAACAAAUACUUUUGGUUUGGUCGGCCUCAUUUAGUGCUUCACCUCAUUCACUUUGCUUUGUUUCAGAAUGCUUUCCAGAUUACAUAUUUCUUUUGGAUAUGGUACUCUUUUGGAUUGCAUUCUUGCUUCCAUUCUACUUUCAGGCUUGCAAUAGCAAAAGUUGUUUUAGGGGUUGUAGUCUUAGUUCUAUGCAGCUACAUCACACUUCCUCUAUAUGCCCUUGUCACUCAGAUGGGUUCAAGCAUGAAGAGAUCAAUCUUUGAUGAACAUACAUCUAAGGCCCUCAAGAAAUGGCACAAUGAAGUGAAGAAGCAGAAGGGAGGAAAGUCACCAGCUCGAACGCUAGUGGAAAGUGUAAGUCCAAGCCCUUCUACAGUGCACUCUCAAGGAGGACACAAACUACAACGUUUCAAAACUACUGGUCACUCUACGCGCUCCUACACCUAUGAUGACAAUGAGACAUCUGAUAAUGAAACCAAUCCAUUAUCACCCAGAUCACCAGAAGACAACUUUGUUAUAAAUGUGGAUAAAAACUACUAUGGAGCAACUGAAAGAAAUGAGCCCCAUCAUGGGGAAAAUGGCAGCAAUGAAGGUGACUUCUCAUUUGCGAAGCCUGCUCUGGCAAAAGAACCAUGAUAUACUUUCAGCAUUGGCUUGAAUGUAUGCUGUUGUACAUUUGUUAUCAGGAAGAGUUUGAUAUUCACAUGCUUGUUUAUUAACUUUGAAAGGAAAAUUAUAGAUUUGGCUUUGUUUUAA
Molecule: messenger RNA, 2156 nt
Organism: Mangifera indica (mango)
Lineage: Eukaryota; Viridiplantae; Streptophyta; Magnoliopsida; Sapindales; Anacardiaceae
Product: MLO-like protein 10
Exons: 15
Coding region: 294-2036 (580 amino acids)
Biological process (GO): defense response
Cellular component (GO): membrane
Source: RefSeq, a predicted model, not a curated record